This is a messenger RNA of Gadus morhua (Atlantic cod), 3395 nucleotides long. RefSeq names its product tachykinin receptor 2 (gene tacr2). Lineage: Eukaryota; Metazoa; Chordata; Actinopteri; Gadiformes; Gadidae. Gene Ontology annotation, biological process: G protein-coupled receptor signaling pathway; positive regulation of flagellated sperm motility. The transcript is spliced from 8 exons. The record is from RefSeq and is a predicted model, not a curated record. Gene Ontology annotation, cellular component: sperm midpiece; plasma membrane. Gene Ontology annotation, molecular function: substance K receptor activity. Bases 206 to 1450 code for a protein of 414 amino acids.
AGAGAGAAGGCGAAGGAUAGGGAGGAUUGAGGGGGUGUAUGGGGAGAAAGUGAGACGUUUCGUUGUCUUCGGAUGCCGUGCGGAAUAGUGUGUUUCUUGGUCCUAGAUGGACCGCACAGAACGGAUCUCAUAUUAUUUCUUCAAAGACAGAACAAUGGAUUGGAAAAUUUUGAAUUGAAAUGCAAAGCAAAUAUUGCUGGGAGACAUGGAUGCGACUCAUAUGCCGUGGACCGUCACCACCGAGUGGUAUGAGGACGGAAACGAGACAAUUGGGAAUCAAUUCCAACAAUCUAACUUGCAGGUGGCUCUCUGGGCCAUCGCCUACACUCUGAUCAUUCUCGUCUCGGUGACUGGGAACGUCACAGUGAUCUGGAUCAUCCUCGCUCACAGACGCAUGCGAACCGUCACCAACUACUUCAUAGUCAACCUGGCCUUCUCCGACGUGUCCAUGGCCACCUUCAACACGCUGUUUAACUUUGUCUACGCGCUGCACAACGAUUGGUACUUCGGGUUAGGCUACUGCCGAUUCCAGAACUUCUUCCCCAUCACCGCCAUGUUCUCUUCGAUUUACUCGAUGGCUGCCAUAGCGGUGGACAGAUACAUGGCGAUCAUCCAUCCGCUGAAGCCUCGCCUGUCCUCCACCUCCACCCGGGUGGUGAUCGCUCUGAUCUGGGUGGUGGCCGUGCUGCUGGCCUUCCCCCAGUGCUACUACAGCGUGACGGAGUUCUACCACCCCAGGACCGUGUGCCUGGUCAACUGGCCCGACGACUACGGAGGGACCCACCAGAUCAGCUACCAGCUGGCGUUGAUAUUGCUGAUCUACCUGUUCCCUCUGCUGGUGAUGCUGGUGACCUACAGCCUGGUGGGUCGAUCGCUGUGGGGUGGAGCCAUCCCCGGGGAGCCGUCAGACCAUUACCACCACCAGAUAACAGCCAAGCGAAAGGUGGUGAAGAUGAUGGUUGUCGUGGUGACAACCUUUGCCUUGUGCUGGCUCCCCUAUCACAUCUACUUCAUCCUAGGCUCCUUCAACAAAGACAUCUAUAAACAGCACUAUAUCCAACAGGUGUACCUGGCUAUAUUCUGGUUGGCUAUGAGCUCCACCAUGUACAACCCUAUCAUCUACUGCUGUCUGAACCAAAGGUUCCGUGCGGGGUUCCGCCAGGCGUUCUCCUGGUGUCCGUUCAUCCGGUUCUCAGAAGAGGACAAGACAGAGCUGCAGCACACCAACACCUUCAGGGUCACCAUGACACGCAGUUACCAUGGUGACAGCACGCGCGUGCACGGCCCCGGGACCACAGGCCCCGGGCUCCCCUUCAGCUCCCAGCACACCGGUCCGAAGGCACAGCAGGCCCCGCUCAGGAGACACCCGGCCCCGCAGAAAACAAACGGGCCCAACUUAGGGCCCGGGCUUCUGGAAAUGUCCUCCGGGGCUAAGCUGCUGGAGACCUGAGCGCAGCCAAUGGGGAAGAAGGAUUGAGGAUCCCGGCUGCAGGUAGCAAAUCAAGAUGCUCCACGGACCCUGACUGUAUCCAGCCAGGGCCGGGGAAGCCAAAGAUAAAGCUUUGAAUGGUAAAACCUAAAAGCGGGGACAGAGGCCGACUGGGGACAGAGCAGACGUUAUCUUUUCUUUAACAGCCGCGAUAGACAAAAUUAAAAGCAACACAUCAUUGUUGAAGGCUGCUAGAAAAGAACAUGUAAAUACGGCAGGGAAAUCAGAGGCAGAUCUUUCACACAAAUGAUGCUGCUCCUAUAACAACCCUUAUAUCUUUAUCACUUCAUUCUUUUCUAAUUCCUUCUGUUUUACCCCCUCCCAGUAAACACUUUUUCUUCAUUGUUUCUCUUACUUAUGUGGUUGUCUGGCCGGAGAAUGAACAGAGCUUCUAGAACGGUUCUUGUUCAUCAGCUCUGUGGUCAAUAGUUCAGUUGAAGUACAGUAGAAUACAUUUAUUUGACUCUAUAUAAUUCUCAGAUAGUGUCAUGAUCAAGGGAAGAAACUGAAAAAAUAUGCCAUCUUCCAUUGUCUGAGACGGUUACAUUCAAUAUUUAUUUGAACACUAGAAUGUAAAAGAUUAAUAUAUAUAUAUAUAUAUAUAUGUAUUCAUUUGUUGGAGGCAGGCGGUAACGUUUGACGUUUAAAAUACUUGUAGAUAUUUAUAUUGGCGUGUACAGCAAUGUUGUUCUUGUGAUUGGUAUGUUGUGAUUAUCUGGUUCAUUUAUAAUGCAAUGUGAAUCUAAACUCUAUGUAGGCCUACGGUAUAUUGAAGUUAAAGCGAUAUUGUCUAUGCAGUGCUGCUAAUUGAUUAUUUAAAUGUGACAUUUACAAUUGCUGUCCCUUUUGUGAUAUGAUACAGAACACAGAUGAAAUGGCGGUGUGCCAUUUUGGGCGGCAAUAAGCAAAUCUUUUUGAUGUUUCAAAAAAUGAGGACAUUAAAACCUCAAACAAAAUGAUAUUUAUUUGUGUUGUCUUUGCUACUGUCAUUAAGUUGCUGAGUGAAUAACCAUUAAUUCAUCACAUGGUUUGCAUUAAUUUGGUCUAAAGUAAUAAAACAAGAUGAUAUGAUGGCAUCAUAAAAGUAGACAUAUUUUUAUUAUUUGGUAUCAAAAAGAAAAUAUAAAUAAAACACCAGAUUCAAUGUGCUUUUAUUCAUAGGUUUUUAUUCAUGGUUUGAUCAAAUUAAAUAAAUUAAAUAUGUGGAUUGUGUAAAUUGACAGUUUUUGGAUGUGUUUAGUAUGUUAAGCUUGUGUGUAUGUGUAUGUGCGCGUGUGUGUGUCUGUGUGUGUGUGUGUUUGUGCAUGUGUUUGUCCAAUUAACAUUGGACAUAUUAAAAUGACCAUGUGUGUAUAUGGCAGUAGUAGUUUGGGACUAAAAAGAAAGCUUAAAAGAAAAUUGGCAUUUGAAAGUGAAUAUUGUGGGGUUUAUUGCUAGUGUAUUGUAUAACCUUGAUAGUGACAGUAAUAGUUAAUCAGUUACUGGAUUGGUUGAAUAGGUAAUGUCUUUGGAUAGCAUUUAUUUAAAUUGGACUACAAUGACAUGGUGAACUGCAAUCUUAAAAUAAUAUUGAAAAUCUCAGCAGCCAGUUUCACAGCCACAAAGGAUUACUGACAAUGACACAAAUUCCAUUUAGAUAAAAGCAUUAGAAGUGAUCUUUGGACAACUUUUGCAGCACACUAGAGAAAACAUAAUGUAUUGUUCAACAGGACUAAGUUGUUUGUAAACUUUACUAUGAUUAUAUUUUUCUCUAGACUUGCUACAGUUGCAGGUUGUUUCAACAUCAUUUAAGUACAAAAAUAAAAUAAAUAGCCAAUAUGAUAUGACAGCUAGGCAAGAUAUUAGCAAAAGAAAAUACUCCCUUUAUCUCAUUAUACAUACAUAUCUUUUAAAAAAUAUAUAUUUU